Messenger RNA from Ictalurus punctatus (channel catfish), 1207 nucleotides. It is a transcript of the gene hes6, whose product is annotated as hes family bHLH transcription factor 6. Gene Ontology annotation, molecular function: DNA-binding transcription factor activity, RNA polymerase II-specific; RNA polymerase II cis-regulatory region sequence-specific DNA binding; protein dimerization activity. Gene Ontology annotation, biological process: anterior/posterior pattern specification; regulation of transcription by RNA polymerase II; regulation of neurogenesis. Gene Ontology annotation, cellular component: nucleus. NCBI's taxonomy places the organism in Eukaryota, Metazoa, Chordata, Actinopteri, Siluriformes, Ictaluridae. The record is from RefSeq and is marked provisional.
CGUGUGUAGACCUUUGUUUCAGACUGCGCUCGCCGGCCAUCUGCCCUCCAUUCAGGAGUUGUAACGGCACUGCGUGCUUGUUUGGAGCGCUCCCUCUCUCUUUUUCUCUGUCUGUCUGUCUCUCUCUCUCUCUCUCUCUGGCUCGGAUAUCGGAAAUACAGCAAUAUGGCCCCUACCUCCCGCAAUGCCAAGAGUGAGGAUGACUAUUAUGGGAUCAAAGGAGACAGAAAGACAAGAAAGCCCUUGGUGGAGAAAAAGAGGCGCGCCCGCAUUAAUGAAAGUUUACAGGAGCUGCGCGUGCUACUAACCGACUCGGACGCGCAGACAAAGAUGGAGAACGCUGAAGUCCUGGAAAUGACCGUGAAGCACGUGGAAAGUAUUCUUCAAAACAGAGCGAAAGCAUCUGACAGCAUGAAUCGUGAGGCGAGUGAGCGCUUCGCCGCUGGUUAUAUCCAGUGCAUGCAUGAGGUGCACACGUUCGUCUCCAGCUGUCCCGGCAUCGACGCAACCAUCGCGGCGGACCUGCUUAACCAUCUGCUCGAGUGUAUGCCUCUGAACGACGAAGAUCGCUUCCAGGAUCUGCUUUCUGAUUUGAUGGGAGACUGUGGGAACGCUGGGACUUGGCCAGGCGACGGGAUGUACGCCGUGCUGUCACCACCCGAAGGACGUGCCACCGGUAGACCUUCAGCUCUCUCACCGUCUCCGUCCAACACAUCAAGCGAUGACCUGUGCUCGGACAUCGACGAGACCGACACCGAGCACAGUCACGUGGACAGCCGGGACGCUCAGGAUAAUAUACCCACUGUGUUCUACUCUAAACCUGUAUGGAGGCCCUGGUAGACCUGGACAGAUGCCUUAAACAUAGCAGUGAGAUGUAUGCAACAGAACCUGUGUAGCUGUUAGUGCGCAAGUUAUUAUGUAGUUCAGAAAGACUGGACAUGAGAAGUGUCUGUAGCAGUUCUGAAAAGCUCUUCAUGGUGAAACAGCCGAGUAUCAACCUAACAACACUGCAACAUCAGCAUAUUUGUAGCGUAUUUAAAAUGUUUUUGUAUAAGCUAAAUUAAGACAACACUGUCCUGAUGAGUAUUUCUAGGAAGUGAUUAUAUGUAUCUUAUUAUUGUAGACAGAAAUGUAAAUAUUUCAUUGUUGCUGUAGAUAUAUUGAUGACUUAUGCAUUUUCUUCAUUAAAAAACAACAUAAACACUCA